Molecule: messenger RNA, 2250 nt
Organism: Rhinocladiella mackenziei CBS 650.93
Lineage: Eukaryota; Fungi; Ascomycota; Eurotiomycetes; Chaetothyriales; Herpotrichiellaceae
Exons: 2
Coding region: 1-2250 (749 amino acids)
Source: RefSeq, a predicted model, not a curated record
AUGGGUCGCUUUCCAUGGAGUCAGGGACACUCGAAGCAAGCCAGCGAUAAACUGCAUGCUGUCGCUCAUGACUGGUUUUCAAAAGACACCGCCGAAUCAUCGAGACAGGCCUUGACUGAGUUAGUCAAAGAACAUAACUACUUGGAGUCUGGAUCAGGUGACGUGUCGCCAAAAGAUCGGGGAAGGUCACGAACAAACACUGUUGGGUCGUCGUUCUCCUUUUAUGCUCGGUCAUUAUCAGACACCUCAAACGACCUUACUUCCAGACCGACAUCUCGGCAAAGUUUUGCUGAUGCAGGGCUUCCUCCGACCGAGCGUUACGAUAAUACCGCCAAAAACUUGUUGGCAAAAGGAACGCGCAUGUUGAAGCGGCAAGGAAGUAAACUCAAUCUCCUUCCUUCGCAGAUCCAGGAUAAGGAUAGAUCCGUCGAUGGCUCUGAUGAAAGAGCUGGGGAGAUGACACCAAUCAAAGGGCUUCAGCGACAGCUCACUAUGAGCUCGAAACGUACCGAUUUGAAAAAGAGUAUAUCAGGACCAUUCGAGUUUAAACAUUUGACCCAUGGAGAUCAAGCUCAUUUCCGCAGCCUCGACACGGUCGCCACCACGGAAUUGAGUUCGGAAUUCGAUGCCUUCCAGGCUGAUCAACACCCCGUUGACCAGAUUCGUGGAAUUCCAGUCACAGACUUGCCUACCCAGAAGCCCGAACCUGAAGUCAAUGUCGAAUCUGACGAGCCUACCUCACCAACUACCAAUGCCAUUCCCUACCUUCCAGUAACGCCUCCACGUCCGAGUCCCCCGCCAAAGGACAGCUUGAUGUCGCCAUAUAGCCCCACCAAUUUUCGAAUGUCCCGUUCGAUGGAGAAUUUCUCGCGCCCAACCAGGAUGUCUAUCACGGCCAACGACAUUUCUCUGCCUUCUGAUGCCCCGAAGAGGCUAUCAGCAAUGAGCCCCAUCAGCCGAAAUAGUGUCCUGGGCAAACCGCUUCCCGUACUUCCCGAUGUCGUCCAUGCUGUGUCCACCAGGGAUGAUAGUGCUCUUCCUCUUCGUACGGCCCCACUACCUACACCACCAAAGACGGUCAUGGAGCCUGUGGUGGAGGAAGGAAAGGUCGUGGAGCAGGUUUCACCAACCACCGACGGCAAUACCACGCGACAGGCUCAUGGAAGUUUGCUGGCCUCUCCGACUCCCAGACAGCACAAGCGACGAAGCCAGUCAUCGGGUGAGAUUCACUUGGACGCUGCAUACUAUAAUAUCAUGUCGACGGCCUCGACUCCUGAGGCAUCUGCAGCCAAGACCGAUCAUCGAGCAAGCAGCAAAUCUAAGAAUCGUAUUUCGAUCGGGUUGAAACCUAUUGAUAUUGCGGAUUGGGAAGAUGCCAUCGACUAUUCCUGGGACCACGCCACGGACCUCGAAGAUGGAGAAGACAAGAGCGAUUCAGACGCCACCCUUGAUCAAUCAAGAGCCCCUAGCAUUCCACGCGAAAAUUACUUGCUUGUCGAGCAAUCAUCCAUCGACGAGGCCUCUUCGUCAGCUUCAACUCCGUUGAUGAUGCAAGUGCCAAAUAAACCGGUCCAGUCAGGGCCAGCACAGCCAGGACCGACACCCUUGCCCUCAUGCCAUGAGGAGCCUGCUUCUCCGCUUCUUGGGUUGGGAAUUGACUCCCUUCAACCGGUCCCAACUGUUUCUUUGUCUGUGUCUACUCAAGCUGGUCAGGCAGAAAACCAUUUCAGUUCUACAGACAUCUUCCGCCCCCGGACCAUGAAGAGUCCAAAGUCGACCAUGAGCAAGUCCAGUUCGCAGGAAAGUAUCAUUCUCUCCAUCGCCUCUUCCAUCAUUGGGACGCAUAGAUCCUCGAAUUCAAGCACGAGUCUGUCUGAUUUCACCCAUCUCGCAAGUUUUGGAGAAUCUGGAGAGAACCUGAAGCUGGAGCUUCAAGACCUGCCAGCACCUGUUGAGAAUCCUCUCCGAGAGAGCAGUCAAGAAACCAUCCGUGAAGAGCCCAAGGAUACACCAACGUCAACUGACAUCGAAUCCAAAAUGAUUUUUAGUCCCUCCCCAACGAUACGACACGACCGUGGAAAGUCGGCGUCUCAAAUUUCCAUUCCGGAAAGAACGUCAUCAAUGCCUGGUGUUGACAUAUCCAAAACUCAGGCUGGUCGUAAACGGGCAGGAACGGCAAGCUCUCGCCCUCGACGAAAUACCCGGGUCUCCUAUUCAUUAUUUCCGACAACACCAUCCACUGGCAAUUAA